AUGAAUUAUAAUUAUAUUCUAGUUAUAGUUAUUUUGAUAGUUUAUUGUUUUUGUUUUGAGUUUGUCGAAAGCUCAAUAACUUCAAGCUCAAUAUCAAACAAUGCUAAUGGUAACACUGUUUAUGAAGCUGUAAAGAGUAGAAUACUAUGGGCUUUAAUUCUUGCCACUGCUAUUGCUAGUCGUGGCUAUAAAAAGAAAUCGUUGUCAAAUGACGGUGCGAUUGUUGCUUGGUGUAUAGGUGUUGUCAUUGUAGUGUCGGGCUGGAUAUUCGCCGUUUUAAUGUUAUCUUUCUACUUUUCCUCUUCCUAUCUCACUAAAUACAAGUCAGCAAUCAAAAAGAAGGUGGAGGAAGAUCAUCGAGAUGGUGGUCAGCGAAACUACAUUCAGGUACUAUCAAACAGCUUGACGGGUGCCACCUUUGGGUUACUCUAUUUACUGGUUGCAACCAAUUCCACAGUCACCUAUAUAUAUUCCUCUUCCAGGUACUUGGAAAUAUUCUUACUAUGUGCAGCACUAGGACAUUACGCUGCUUGUAACGGCGAUACUUGGGCAUCAGAGUUGGGUGUACUCAACAAGAGACAACCGAUACUUGUCACCACCUUCAAAACAGUGCCUGCAGGCACCAAUGGUGGUAUCAGUCCAAUAGGUACACUUGCAUCGAUUGUCGGUGGUACAUUCAUUGGUCUAUCUUAUUAUCUAUGUUGUUUCCUGCUGAACCGAGAUUGGCCAACACAAUCGCAAUUACCAAUCGUAUUCUUAGGUACUUUUGCUGGAUUCUUUGGAUCAUUACUUGAUUCUAUAUUAGGUGCAACAUUACAAUAUUCAGGUUGGAAUUCAAAGAAAAUGGUUGUAACUAAUCAUCCUCCUAACAACCCUUCAAAUACCGAUGAUAUAAAACACAUCACUGGAAGUGAUAUUCUAGAUAAUCAUCAAGUUAAUUUCUUAUCAUCUUUUAUAACGUCUAUAAUUUGUGGAUUCGUUGGUUGUUAUAUAUUUUAA
Molecule: messenger RNA, 999 nt
Organism: Heterostelium album PN500
Lineage: Eukaryota; Evosea; Eumycetozoa; Acytosteliales; Acytosteliaceae
Product: DUF92 domain-containing protein
Exons: 2
Coding region: 1-999 (332 amino acids)
Cellular component (GO): membrane
Source: RefSeq, a predicted model, not a curated record